UUUCUGAUUGACGUGUGCUUCACAUAUGCUAAGUUUUUGGUAAUGUUUUGCUAACUUCAAAGCGAUUCUGCUUUGAGGUUGUUAUGUUAUAUCGAUAAAGAUUUGUUUGUUAAUGUUUUUUUUUGCGAAACGUCUGUGAAGACCCGUUAUUCGAGUGGCAGCUUCAUAGAGGACAGAGGUCGUGAUGUCUGUCUCUACUGUCAUUGAGGAUGUUGAGGAUGAUGUGGAGUUUGUAUCUGAAGGUCCUCUGAGACCAGUGUUGGAAUGCAUAGAUCUGCUGAGUGAUGCUGAAGAUGAAGCUGGUGGAUCUGCUGCAGACACUAUUGAGAAACAGGUUGACAAGCAGAGAGCUCAUGCUGUAUCCACGCUGGACAGACUGGCAAGGCAGGUUGCUGUAGAGAAACAGGAGAGGGCUGAAAAGUGUAAAGCUUUUAAGGAGAAGAUGAUUUCACAGCAAGCACAUGGACGUCAUGAGCUGACAGUCAGUCGUACUAAUAGUGAGAGUGGCGAUGCCAAGCGUUGUGUGGAUAUAUGGCUAAAAAUGCCUGGAUUAAAGCCGGGUUUCAUUAACUCCGGCUCUCACUGGAGACGCAGAUCAGCACCUACUCCAGUAAGGAUUUCCCCUCAAACCUGUCCGGUCAUCAACUGCGGCAGAGUCUAUGAUAAUGUUCCUUUGCUUGAGGGUCAUCUGAAAAGGUUUGAUCAUUCACCCUGUGACCCCACCAUCACACUGAAGGGCUGCCCAUCUUCUUCUGUUUAUGCCUGUUUGGCCUGUGCCAACCACUUUAGCUCUAAGGUAUCCUGGAGAGAUCAUGUGGAAUCUAAGGUGUCCUCCUCUGACGGCGAUGGUCACAGCAUUUCUCAGAGCUAUCAGCUGAUCGUAUGCUUUGCAUGUCCUGCCUGCUACCUUCUAUUCAAUAUCGGGGAUGAAUGCCUCCAGCAUAUGUCAGCCAAAAACCACUUCACUCAGUCCAUCUCUCUCUCUGAAGUUAAGACAUCAGCUGUGCCUGUACCAAUUCCACGAUACGCCAAAAACCGCUUGAUCGCUCUCUGUAAGGAUAUCAGCUUCAAAGUCAAAUGUACAGUCUGCUCUAAAGUUCUCUCCUCACAUAUGGAGGCAAGAGCACAUUUCAAUGUGCACUGCAGACACGGCUGUGCCAUCGCAACUGCGGAUCAAAGCGUGGCUGACGUCAUGAGGAAGAUGGCGGUUGUGGGUCAGUGCUCCUCGUGCUUCAAACUCUUUCUCAGCUUGGGGAAGAUGGAAGAGCACAAAGAGCACACAAAACAUGAGGUAGAGCCCAUCAGAAGUAUGGAGAGAGCCCUUCUGUACUACAGCAACUACGGUGAAAGCCGUAACACUCAGAAGGGAACAACAAAUCACCUGUCUAAACAUUUAAACAACACCUUGUUGUGGGGCGGCAAAAAGGAUCCCAAAGAUUUAGAAGAACCGUCAGCGAAGCGACAAAGACUGACCAGCUUAGACUCUCAGGUCCAAUCAGAAAGAAGGUCAAACUUUGCCUGGUUUUGCGAGUGUGGCUUACGCUUCACGGAAGAGGCGCAAGCGAACAAGCACCUCCAGGCAGCCAAUGAGAUCUUUCACAAAUGUGCCGUCUGUGGAAAGUUAAUGGGCGAGUCGUCCAUAACCCGCUUGCACAUGAGCAGGUUCCACGGAGGCGCCCACCUGUCCAAUUUCCUUUUCCACUGUAGACGCUGCAAGGUGGAAAUGCCGAGAAUGGAAGACAUCAUGGCUCAUAUUGGUGUGAGUCAUCGAGGUCACACUUACUACCAGGAAAGAGAAGACACCAUGGAUAACAGCGUCUCGUCUAGUGUGUCCCCUAAACCGUCCACCAGUUCUGAAACCGAAACUGCAUCUAGGCCAUCUAGUUCCUUCUCCGGCCCCCCUCCGAAGGCCGAAUGGUGGCUUUGUCGAAUGUGUGAGGAUCUCUUCGACUCUGAGGCAGCGGUUCGUCAACACUGCGGCGAUCUGAGCAGCCACAAUUUCCAGAGGUUCGCCUGCGGUCACUGCCCGCAGAAGUUUUUCAAAGACUCAACCUUGCGACGCCAUUGCACCAAUGAGCACGCCGGCGACAUAGUCCUCCGCUACUUCUGUGGUCUCUGCGACAGCAUACUGUACAACGACGAGAAGGAGUUUCAGGAACACUAUGACUGUUUGCACAGCCAGGAUUACUACCACUUGGAAACACCUGAGAACAAUUCCCGGGCAGCCACGGAAAAUACAGUCGAGAGUCCUCCAGCGACACAAGUAAAUCCUUCCCAGAUCUGUCCCUGCAUGAGCUCUGAGAAAUCCAAAGAAGAACGAAAGCAUAUUUAUACGAAAUGCAUGAAACAGCUUGCCAUUGACAGUAAAUGCGAAUACGUCUGUCGGCAGUGCGACAGAAAGACGUCGACCUAUGCAGAGAUGAAGACGCAUGUACACAUUAAACAUGAGGGGAAUGAAAAAAGCUUCAAUAUUUUGUGCACCGUAUGCACAGACAGUUACAAAGAUGUACCCGGCUUUCAUUCACACUAUCAUAAGCAGCACUGUCAGUUAGAGCCCUGUGUUUGUAACCGACCCAUUGAUGCAGACAAAAAACAUACCGACACCUCCAACAUUAUAACCACAGAAGAGAUCUUCCCUGAGACUAAUGAUGAGUUUCGGGAUGUAAAGAUGCUUAAAGAUGCUUCAAGUCGUAUGGAUGUCAAAGAAGAGGUAACUGGUCCUCAGGAGUUUGCCGACACAUUUGAUCGGGACAUGAGACUUGCUUUAGCUUUGAGUGCGGAGGAAUCUAGGAAGUCUAAGGAACUGGAUAUUGAGCUGCAAGAGGCCAUGAGAAGAAGCUUAGAGGAAUUUUGAUUUAAAGAGACAUGGUUAUAAGGGUUGUGGUGUCUCACCGCUGUCCAUGCACUGUGUUCAUUAAAGAUGUAUUUUGCUUUCUGUGUUGUUCUUUUAUGUGUUAAUAAAAUACAUGAAUAAAAGUGA
Triplophysa dalaica is the source of this 2980-nucleotide messenger RNA. It is a transcript of the gene znf451, whose product is annotated as zinc finger protein 451. The record is from RefSeq and is a predicted model, not a curated record. The transcript is spliced from 13 exons. The coding region runs from base 185 to 2854 and encodes 889 amino acids. Gene Ontology annotation, cellular component: nucleus. Lineage: Eukaryota; Metazoa; Chordata; Actinopteri; Cypriniformes; Nemacheilidae. Gene Ontology annotation, biological process: regulation of transcription by RNA polymerase II. Gene Ontology annotation, molecular function: DNA-binding transcription factor activity, RNA polymerase II-specific; sequence-specific DNA binding.